AUGCGGGACUCGGAGGACAGGCGAGUAUCUCCCCACCAGAUGCGGAGCACAGGGAUUCUGCAAAGAAUUGUGUCCAAGUUCAUUGCCGAAGAUGCCCGAGUUCUAGUCUUGGAUAUUGUAGAGCCGGGCCCAGAAGACUCACAAGGUGACUUCUCGAACAACGUAACUUAUGUUAGCGGAGAUGUGACCUCUCCGGAAGACUGGCAGAAAGCUCUUGAACUGGUCACUUAA
Messenger RNA from Aspergillus niger, 231 nucleotides. RefSeq lists its product as uncharacterized. The transcript has 2 exons. Bases 1 to 231 code for a protein of 76 amino acids. Lineage: Eukaryota; Fungi; Ascomycota; Eurotiomycetes; Eurotiales; Aspergillaceae. The record is from RefSeq and is a predicted model, not a curated record.